AUGACUCCUGCAAGGCAGACUGCCCACAAACCCACUGGUGGUAAAGAACCCAGGAAACAACUGACUACAAAAGCCUCUCGCAAGGGUGCGCCAUCUACUGGAGGGGUGAAGAAACCUCAUCAUUACAGGCCUGGUACUGUGGCACUCCAUGAAAUCAGACACUAUCAGAAAUCCACUGAACUUCUGAUUCGCAAGCACUCCACCCCACCCAGCUUCCUCCAGCAUCUGGUGCAAGAAAUUGCUUGGGACUUCAAAACAGACCUGCGCUUCCAGAGUGCAGCUAUUGGAGCUUUGCAGGAGGCAAGUGGGGCUAUCUGGUUGGCCUUUUUGAAGAUUCCAACCUGUGUGCUACCCAUGCCAAACGUGUAA
Cricetulus griseus (Chinese hamster) is the source of this 369-nucleotide messenger RNA. Lineage: Eukaryota; Metazoa; Chordata; Mammalia; Rodentia; Cricetidae. The record is from RefSeq and is a predicted model, not a curated record.